AUGACGCUGGCUCAAACAAUAACUAAAAUGUCUCUGAAGGUGCUUUACACGGUGGAUAAUGAGACCAAUACGUAUUUAACUAGAAGUAAAGCCCCUUUAGAGGUACGUGUGGGUCAAGUGCCUAGUCCCAGUAACGAGAGCACACAGCUGAGCAUAGGAAUGAUAGAACUUCAUCACGUCCUACACGAAAUGUGUAAUUCCUCGCCAGAGUUAUUUGCACCUAAUGUUGACCAUUGCAUGGAUUAUAACGUCUAUUGCCGAGAUGUAUGCGAAGCAGAAGAACCAUUUGUGAGCUACGGACUGCUGUCAAAGCUGCGACAGGCUUCGCAUUUGUCAGAGCCCACGGAGGAGGCGCAAGACGAGGAGUGCGCGGUGGUAGUGGGCAGAGUCUGUUCUAAUUUCUCUGCUCUAUUUCGGUCUAAGAGCUCGGCCGGGACGGCAGAUGAGUUUAGUUCUACGACCAAGUCAUCCCCUCAAACUUUGGAGAUUAAGUUGCGGCUAUCUAGUGUCGCGACAGCGUCUUCCUCGAGGAGGGCCAGCAUAAGCAACUCCUCCAAAAAGCCAGUCUCCGCUGAAGGAAAGCAAAAUGGAAUGCCUCCAAAAAAGCCAUUCAAAACGCAAUUGCAAAAAUCUCAAAUGACAUCAAAGAGACAAACAAAUCCAAGACCAGCUCCAAAGGCCGUCAGGACACAGUCUUUGCCAAUCUGGAACCAGAAUAGAAAUCCACAGUUUGUACUACCAGCCAACUCAAUCGCUCAUAGAAUAUAUCUUGCAGAUCGAAUGACCAAAGAAUCAGAAACGGGAAAGGAAACAACAGCUGAUAAGAAACCUGUAAUAUUUCAAAUUAAUAGUCUACAAAAUGAUAAUACAGUGCAAAAAACAAAGGUUGACGAUUCUAUUUCUAAAAGAUUUGAUUUCAUAAACAAGAAGAAGAUGAAACCUGUCAAGCCAAGCAAUAGGAAAAUGAUCUCGAAAUCAAAAGCAUCUUCAGCAAAAAAGGGAAGGACGGAUAGCAUCACAACCAUAGAAACACCUUUGUCGACUUCCACCAUUCAAACAAGUACUUUUGCUCUUCCAAAGGCGGCCGGAAUUACACCCAGUGAGUUUAAGAUUCUUCCCGAGGAAUCAGUAAUGGAAGAAAUUCUUGGCACGCAACGCAUUAGAGGGGGUGACUUUUUUGAGUUUCAUCAGGAGAAACCGGAGGAUAUGGACAAUAAGGAGAACAUUCCACCCCGCCCAAUGUCCCUAAGCUCACGAUUUGAAGACUUGCUAGAGAUAGAUUUACCUGAUCUAAAGACCCCAAAUGAUAUUGAAAAGUUUUCUACCAAUGCAAAAGAAGAUGACACGAUGGACUGGUUUAAUAGUCUCUUUGGCUCUCCUUUAACCACUCAAAAAGAAGAUCCUCAAACAUGUAAUACACUGCCUAUAGAAGAGGAGGAUCAUGACACGAAUAGAACCAUCACCAGUGAUAUUGACAGGACAUCGCCGAUCGACACGCUUUCUAUGCCUUUGCUGGAAUUGGAUCACCAAAAACAAAAGUCAGGGAACCGCGCUACGCUUUCUUGCAAGGACCAGCUGAGAAGAUUGCCGCUAUUGUCUAAAACUUCAAAGCGUGAAGAAGAUGAGGAUGAAGAUGCUACUUCUAGUGUAAAACAAUAUUCCACUUCACCAAGACCAAAUAAUCAACAAUUUGGAACUAAGCGCCCUCCACCAGUACCUUCGUCGCCCAUAGAGGAUGAAGAGUACCUCGAUGAAAUUACGAAACAAAGAUUGAAGAAGCGGAAGACAAUGCCUUCUUCUCCAACGUCAAUGUUUCCCUACAGGGAAGAUGUUGACGGCGAUGAAGGUACUAAUCACGGUAAUACAUCUAUCAACGAAGAAUUCUCCUUCAGGAAUGAGUGUGGCCUGGAGAACGUCGACUCCACCCCAGCUACACAGUACAGGUCGAGUGAUCUCGACCAUGUUAAACUGGGCGAUGAUAAUUCCGUCGGUAAUAAAUAG
Lachancea fermentati is the source of this 2001-nucleotide messenger RNA. The record is from the annotation of a GenBank genome assembly. Lineage: Eukaryota; Fungi; Ascomycota; Saccharomycetes; Saccharomycetales; Saccharomycetaceae.